Molecule: messenger RNA, 4117 nt
Organism: Lymnaea stagnalis (great pond snail)
Lineage: Eukaryota; Metazoa; Mollusca; Gastropoda; Lymnaeidae
Source: the annotation of a GenBank genome assembly
UCUCAUCAAGGCUCAUCUAAACUGAAAGUCAUAAAAGGUAAAGGCAUGUAAAUCUAAUAGACAUUUCUGUAUUAGUCUCAAUGUGAAUCUGUUUUGUGUGUCUGCAUUUGUGUCACUGUCAAUGUUUUAUGUGUGUCUGCACUUUGUCACUCUCUGGUCUAUCUGUCUUUGUCUCAUUGUGAAUCUAAAGUAUGUUUUACUGUGAAUAUCAUUAUGACUUUGUGGUAUUGUCUUGUUAGUGGCUGUGUUAUUUGUUUCGUAUGGGUCUCGAUUUGAAUAUCUCAUGUUUGUAUCUGUAUGUCUCACUGUGAAUGUGUUAUAUGUGUUACUUUAACAUGUCUGUUUUUUGUUCCGCUGUGAAUGUUUUAUUUGUGUCUUUAUUUUCUUCACCCUGCGUUAGUUGUAUGUGCCUAUAUGUCUUACUGUGAAUUUAUGUUUCUCGCUGUAAGUCUUUAAGUGUGUCUGUACCGUUCUCAUAUUGAAUAUGGUAAUGGGGUCUCUUUUUUUUCCACUAUCAACAUAUAUUUUAAGUAUUUUGCAAACACAAAGGAUUUCGUUUUUAGAAUUCUAACAAUGCAGCAAAUGAGUCAAUAUGAUUUAUUGAGAAGUAAAAUAAAUAUAUUUAUCGAGGUCUUUUGAAUCUAUUAUCACCCCUGGAAGUUAGAUGUACCUAAAAAGGCAACUAUCUUGACAGAGAUUACGCGUAAUGUGUACCUCGUCAUCAUCGUAUUUGGAGAAAGAAGUUUGAGAACACUUCUGCCGUUUUAAAUCACUUUUAACAAGCAUUAUCGCGGUGAUUGUUCGUCCACCGAAAGUAGAUCAUGACAAUUCCAAACAUAGCCUUGGUGCUGGGGCUGGAUCUGUCAUGUUAACGUGCAAGAAAUGUGCUUGGAAUUGGGACCAAACGUUGGAUGACUUGAUACAGGCUUUGAGCACAUCAGCACGGAUUCCUGUGGAAAGACGGUUUAGUUUCUACAUUAAGUCACAGGCUGGUAGAAGUCCGGCGAUAUGCCUAACAAGGCAACCUACUUGACAGAGAUUACCCGUAGGUAUACAUUGUCAUCACUGAAUUUGCAGAAAGAAUAUUGAGCACCCUAUUACAAUUAAGUCACUUUUGAGGGGGCGCUCUCGUGUUCAUAGUUCGUCCGUCAGAUUAUGAUAUGCACGGUUAACGUAGGCAAACCUGCGUAGACAUUUCUAGGCACACUAAGUAUUCAAAUCGUCACAACGCAUUCUACAGUAACAAAGUGGUUUUUGUAAUUAAUCUCGACUCCAAAAAACAAGUUCCCUAAAGGAACCAAAUCUUAAAAUGUAUCAGCCAAAAAAACAAACCCCGAAACAAAUGAUUAAUUAGAAACAUAUUCCUACAUUUCCUCAGUUCUGGCCUCACAUAAGCAGAAUUUAAAAUGUUAAUAGACAAAAAAAAUCCUGUUAGUUUACCUCUAGAGCAGCGGUUCUCAUUUUGUUGGUCUCGAGCCUUUGGGCGUCAAACAAAUAUUACAAACAUUUAACAUCGGCCCCAAGAUCAUCGGAAAACAUAUAUUUAUGCAGAAGCUAUGAAAAUAAAUGAAUGGUUGGGGGUCGCAACAAAAAAAAAUAUUAAAGAGUCGCAUCAUGGGGAAGGUUAGGAACCGCUGCUCAAGAGUAUAAAGGAAUUUCAACUUUAUUUAGCUUUUUGUUAUCGAGAUGGCCUGAUCAUGACGUAUUUCGAUUGUAUAUAGUUACAGUGUUGUCGACAGGUUUUAUUGAACGCUAUUGAAGGAUUGAAAUAUGUAUAUCAGUUGAUUAUAUUUAUAAUUUUUUAUACAUAAUAUAUAUAUAUAUAUAUAUAUAUAUAUAUAUAUAUAUAUAUAUAUAUAUAUAUAUAAUAUAAAUAUUCUUGUUGUUUGCAAAUGAUUCGCAAAAGUUAGAGUAGAGCAUUUUCAAACCUAUUGCAAAACACAUCAAAUGUGAAAUCAGAACACACACAUAUAUAUAUAUAUAUAAUAUAAAUAUUCUUGUUGUUUGCAAAUGAUUCGCAAAAGUUAGAGUAGAGCAUUUUCAAACCUAUUGCAAAACACAUCAAAUGUGAAAUCAGAACACACACCGAAAACACGCCCUACGGAACAAACCAUGGCUUUUAUAAAAGUUUUGGCCUUUGUUAAACUUCAGCCAGAUAAAAGUUGAAACAAACAAAAACCGAGUCAGUGCUCGCUAAGAAAAUACGAGCAGCCACCAAGCGCCAUUUAAGCCUCGCAGAUUUUUAUAUUGUCUUAGAGAUCUCCUGAUCAGAGCAUGAGGGAGUGCAUUUCAUGGUCAUUAGAGAGCAACUUGUUUCUGUUUUCCCCCAGGCCCAGACGUGACCACGAGCCUUAAAACCACCGAAAUUCAAAGUUCGAGUGACGUCAGGGGGAGCCAGCACGGUGGGAAAAGAUUUUCUACCACACUGUCUCCUUCAGGUCGGUGAAUGGUUAGAUCGUUACUAGGAGGAACACAAUUUUCUUUCACUGUAUUCAACAUUAUUUUACGCAAGAUUUUCUGUUCACAAGAUAUUUUCUACAUGUAAUUGGACACUUUUGGCUGCGUAGUGCGCUUUGUUACCAUUCUUCAAGAGAUUUUUUGUAAGAUAAAUCUUAAGAGCAUUAUUAUCUCAUGUUUAAUGCUCUAAACUAGCCUUCAAAGAAAUUAUUUCUUUUCAAAUAUUUUUUUUUUUAAAUUGUUCAAUAUUGUUCAGUAAUGUAGAAACUUCCCAAUGACCCACAUUCAGGGGAGUCUGUGGAAACCAACACUCCCCAUUAUAUAAUGAUCGAUUCUCUGGGUCAUGGUAUCGAUAUUUAAAAGGAGAGAAUUCACUGUGAAUGUUAGUAAAAAAAUACAGUUUAAAAAAUUGUUUUAGCAAUGUUGAAAUUAUAAAAUGAUAUUAAAACAUAUGCUGCAUGUCUUUGUUAAGAUUUCAAUUUAAAAUUCAAACAUCCAGUGUGAUGCUGAAUGUUUGUGUUAAGAUUACAAUUUCGACACAAGCUGAAUAAUUGAUCCACAUUUUCUUCAAAACAAAUCUAUGGGAUGUUAAACAAAUGAGUUUUGGUAUGCCUUAAAAAAAUUAUAGUAUUGCUUAAUUUUUAUUUUAACAUCCAAACAUCGGGUGGAAAUUUUGGAUGGCUGUGCGCUCACAUAUAAGUCAUUUCAAACUUGUGGAUGGCUAUGCGCUCACACAUAAGUUAUAUCAAAUUUGUGGAUUUGAGCUGAAUCCAUAGGAAAGUAAAUGGAACCCUUUUGUUUUGGUCUCCUAAUAAAAUAUAAUAUUUUUCCUUUCCCACAUUAAAUAUGAGCCUUGGGAAAUGUAAAAACAAAGAUGUUAUCAACCCACACGUUUUUUUAAAAAAAACUUAGAUUUAAAGCAUGUGAUGAAUAGACGCCCUUCAUGAAUAGACGCCCCACCCCAUUUUUCAUGAGUAGACGCCCCCCUCCCUUAAUGAGUAGACGCCCCGGCCUUAAUUUGUUCAAACAUGUUUCGUUUCAGUGACGAACACCACUGACCUUCAAGUGACCGAUGACAGCUUGGACCUUCCGCUUAAGGUCCUCAUCGCCACAGCCACCUUCGUUGCUAUGUUAGGAGAGAUUUCUUUCUUCACCAUCGCAUGGAUCUUCUGGAGGAAGGCCAGGUCCAUGGACGCGAUCAGGUAGGGGCCCAAGCUAGCACUUUUAAUAUUAUGUAUUUUUAAUAUAAGCAAAUGAUCAGUCCUGUCUUAUCCCGGAAUAUGUACCUUUGAAUGAUUAAGUAGCAAAAAAUAUAUAUCUUAUCAUUAAGUAUCAAAAUAUGUAUCUUUCAAUCAAUAAGUAUGGAAAUAUGUACCUUUCAAUUAUUUACUAUCGAAACAUGUACCUUUCAUUCAUAAAUAUAGGUUAAACAUACUUAAUAUAGUAGAAACCAAUUUUUGCUGUAUCACCCGAUUAACGGGUAACACUCCUGCCGUUCAAUAACACAACACCUUUAUUCAUGAUAACUCUAUCACUACAGGUCGGUAAACAGCAAUUCUAAAUGUCAAAUUUAAAAUAAAAAUAUUUCCUCUGUUUACAGGAAUCUAUUUCAAAACCCAGACGCGUCAGGUCUGAAGACAUCCAUCAUACACAACCCCAC